AUGUCUGACGACGACUUUAUGCAAGCCUCCGAUGAGGAGUACGACUUUGAAUACGAAGACGAAGAGGAAGAGGACAGCGGUGACGUCGACAUCGAGAACAAGUACUACAAUGCGAAGCAGACAAAAACCUCCGACCCGGAAGAUGCUGUAGAGGAAUUUUUAGGCAUACCGGCAUUGGAACCGGAAAAGGGCGAAUGGGGUUUCAAGGCCCUCAAACAAGCCAUCAAACUUGAGUUCAAGUUGCAGCGGUACGAGAAGGCUACCGAGCACUACAAGGAGCUCCUCACCUACGUAAAGGCUGCCGUAACUAGGAACUACUCGGAAAAGUCGAUUGACAACAUGCUCAACUUCAUCGAAAAGGGCGCCGACAACCCGGCAGCAGUGCAGUCCAUCGAGCAGUUCUAUUCGCUCACCCUACAAUGUUUCCAGAGUACCAACAAUGAGCGUCUCUGGCUCAAGACCAACAUCAAACUAGCCAAACUUCUACUAGACCGCAAAGACUACCAUGCCGUCGGGCGGAAGCUCAGGGAGCUCCACAAGGUGUGCAAGAGGCAGGACGGCACCGACGACCCCAGCAAGGGGACCUAUUCGCUCGAAAUAUACGCUCUCGAGAUCCAGAUGUACUCCGAGACGCGAAACAACAACCAGCUAAAGGCCUUAUACCAAAAAGCGCUGAAAGUGCGUUCCGCAGUACCGCACCCCAAGAUCCAGGGUGUGAUCCGCGAGUGCGGCGGCAAGAUGCACAUGAGCGAGGAGAACUGGAACUCAGCCCAGAUCGACUUCUUCGAGUCCUUCCGGAACUACGACGAAGCCGGCGACCUCCGGCGGAUCCAGGUGCUCAAGUACCUGCUCCUCGUCACCAUGCUCAUGAAGUCGGACAUCAACCCGUUCGACAGCCAGGAGACCAAGCCCUACAAAAACGACCCGCGCAUCGCGGCCAUGACGGAACUCGUCGACGCGUACCAGCGCGACGACAUAUACAAAUACGAAGAGGUGCUACGGAAGAACACGGACCUGCUCGCCGAUCCCUUCAUCGCCGAGAACAUCGACGAGGUGACGCGCAACAUGCGCACCAAGGGCGUGCUCAAGCUCAUUGCGCCUUACACCCGCAUGCGCCUCUCCUGGAUCGCCGACCGCCUGCGCAUCAGCGAGCCCGAGGCCCAGGACAUCGUCAGCUACCUGAUCGUGGACGGCCGCGUGCAGGGCCGCAUCGACGAGCACGCCGGCACCGUCCACAUCGAAUCGAAGGGGGAUGCUGAGCGCGCCAAGGCGAUUGAGGCCAUGACGGUGGCUGUCGGGGAGCUGUACGCGGCCAUCUUUAGUGACGCCGAUGGUUUCCGCCUGGUUGGGGACAUGUCUGGCGCUGGGCUUGGUGACCCGAUGGGUGACUUUGGUGGUUCGUUUGGAUACCCCGAUCGGGAUAGGGGCCGCGGUGGGAAGGGCGCACGGGGCCUGCGCCGGCCCGGCAUGAAGGCUGUGGGGAUGGGAAUGCCUUGA
Molecule: messenger RNA, 1497 nt
Organism: Chaetomium globosum CBS 148.51
Lineage: Eukaryota; Fungi; Ascomycota; Sordariomycetes; Sordariales; Chaetomiaceae
Exons: 2
Coding region: 1-1497 (498 amino acids)
Biological process (GO): protein deneddylation
Cellular component (GO): COP9 signalosome
Source: RefSeq, a predicted model, not a curated record